This is a messenger RNA of Guyanagaster necrorhizus, 228 nucleotides long. RefSeq lists its product as uncharacterized. Lineage: Eukaryota; Fungi; Basidiomycota; Agaricomycetes; Agaricales; Physalacriaceae. The record is from RefSeq and is a predicted model, not a curated record. Bases 1 to 228 code for a protein of 75 amino acids. The transcript has 2 exons.
AUGAGGUCAAUUCUUGGAGGCUUGGCAGUCUUGGUUCCUGCCGAGUCCAACACCCUUCGAUCCCCUUUAGUGCGGGAUCCGCGCCGCAUCGAUAGAAUCGCGGACGUGCUGGUACCUGAAGCACACAUCGAAGUGUCCACAAGCGACAGACGAGAAUCAGCGAAAAAGAUGCACACCUACAAGAUUAUCAGCAAAUCGGCACAGGCUGCGAAACUUCCUGAUGCCUGA